AUGGCAUCUAAAAAGGUUUCAUUCUUCUUUAUUCUUUUUCUAUGUGUUCUCUCAACCACAGAAUUUGGAGAAGCACAAACCCCAACGGGAAAAAAAUGCGAAGAUCCAAACGGCGUGGACAGAAAAGCGAAGUGUUAUACUUACUGUAAUGAACAAGGUUUUCUCGGUGGUUCUUGUCAAGGAUACAAAAAUCAUUAUAUGUGUGAGUGUUAUGAAGGAGUUUAA
Messenger RNA from Camelina sativa (false flax), 225 nucleotides. Its product is annotated as putative defensin-like protein 33. The record is from RefSeq and is a predicted model, not a curated record. Lineage: Eukaryota; Viridiplantae; Streptophyta; Magnoliopsida; Brassicales; Brassicaceae.